GAUGUGGUGGGCAACGGAGACGACGGAAAGCGGAGCCGCGUCAGUGCAUAGGCACGAGCUGCGCCGUCGGGUGGACGACGACGACGACGCGUUGCUCCGCCUCCUUUAUCUUAUCAUUUCUCACGUCAUUUUUAUUAUCUUCACGUACGUAAACGUCGGCAGUUCUACGCAAAAGUCUGAUCCGCAUUUGAUGAAACGCGGCCCAGCAUCCCGCGGUUCAAACAUUUCUAAAAAUAUACUUUGAAACGUCGAGCUCCACGAGGAGAAAGGAGAAGGCCUGCGCGCUCACAAACUGUGAAAUCUACAGUUCGCUUAUUGUGUCCAUGUGCCUGCGCUCCGUCCAUGUGUGUGUGUGCGUGGCCGGAGCACGCGCGCGCGUCUUUCUCCGCUCGUUGCCGCGCGCGCAAAGUGUCUCUUUAACUCGUUAAAUGCUCUCGACCAGCACGUACUAGGCUCCCCUUUCUCGUAAAAAUUCGUUUUUGUCCUGAAAUUUGGAUUCAUAUUAAAAAUAAUAUAAAAUAAUCAAUAUAGAAAUAAUAUCUGGCAUUAAUUAUCGAAUGUUCUUCUACAGCUUCAAGGGAGAGAUUCGGUGUUCGUUGUUGACACACGGUGUUCGUUUUUAUUUAAUAUACAAGUUUUAUAAAUUUACCAUACUUCCCCAUGAUUCACUCGUAUAAAUCCGUGAAAUUUGCAUAAAUACAAAUGUGAAAAAUUACAGAUGAUGUGUGUGUAAUUAUGUACGUGAGCGCGGGUGCGUGAAUGAGUCACGUGCUAAUGAAAAGAGAUAGUGGACCCACAUCGUGAACGGAAUACAGAUGAACGAUCGGGAAACAGACGUGGACCCCUUUAAUUCGAAAGAAACUCUCGUUCGAAGAAGAAGAAAAAAACGAAAUGCUGUGAUUUUAGAUAGUGAGACUCGCUGCGAGAAAACGGGAGCGGUGUGAUUCGAGAGAAGGAAGGGACAAUCGGGUACACCACAACGGUGGGACAACGACGAGGUGACCCUGAUAAAUUGCGGGAAAAAAUUUCCAGUUCGAGCUUGCGUUAAUUCGAGCCGCGAAGAGUCAGAGGAACUCUCAUAUAUGUCUCAGGAUCAAUGGGUUAACAUCGGAACAUAUCAUAAUUUUAUUUUACUGGGACGCCACUACGCAGUGGAGGAAUCAAGCUCCGUGAUGGAGGUGAAGCCGAUACCGAAGCCGCGAUCGGUAGUAACCGAGAGCAAACCGAUACCGGCGCCUCGAAGACUCUUGCCGACGACCACCUUGCCAUCGACUCAUUCCAGCAGUCCGACCAGCGAGUCCGGUCAGUCUGAGAAAAGCGACGAUUUAAAGUCGACUAGCAGUGGUGAUUUGAAAUCGGCCUCCAACGAUAGUACUCGCGGCAACCACGAGUUCUUUCGCAGCCUCAGCACGAGCUCGCGCCAAUUGAAGGACGAGAUCUCGGAGAAGAUGACGGUGAAGGGACGCGCCGUUAUCUCCAGCACGCGAAACGCCAGCAUUCGGCUGGAGAAGUCGGUGAAGAAUCUGUUGACGCGGCGGCUGUCGUCCUUGAACCAGGACGACGUGGUGGUCGGUCAGGGCGGCGUCCAGAAAAAGCACAAAGAUCCGGUCGAGGAGGACAGAUGCGUGUCGAUGCCGGCCGACAACAUCUUUAGCAGCAUCUCAUUUUACAGCCCUCUGAGCGGCAAUCUGAAGAGCAUGAAGAACGAAGAGGAUCUGUCCACCGGUGGCAGGCACAGCCCGCCGCCUCCGGUUUAUCCGCCACCCCCGCUUCCGGACGAAUCUAUCUACGACGAGCUGCAGUCCGUCACGUCGGGAAGUAGCGGCCGAUACGACACACUCAGUUCCACGGUGUCCGACAAGAUCGAGCGAGAUUUUCCCGACUUCAACGUCCUCGGCUCCACGCGGAACCAGACUAGCGAUUCCGACCAGAGUCUAAACUUGUCCGACGUCAAUGUAAGCCUAUCGCACGACAAAUCUGAAAUCUCUGCCAAAAGGCUGUCGAGGUCAGACUCUUGGACCUUUUACGACGCCACACCGGGCACGAGAGCUGAGAAUGUCGAUGAGGUGGACAGGAUAUCCAGCGUAGAAGAGGAGAGUUUGGAGAAAUCCUUCGAGAAGAAAAUCUCGCCGGUAGAUCGAACUUCUUGCGCGUCCUUCGAGAGCCAGGCUUCCAUCCAAAAUUCUCUCUAUGAGAACCUGUCGCCACCGAAGGUCGAUUGUCGGCAACAGCCGACGGCGAUUCCCUCGGACACCAGGCUGCAGAGCAGCAAGUCCGUGCUCUUCGAGUUCGACCCGUUCGCGAGGACAUCCGAGGACGAGAACGUUUAUAGCAAUUACGAGAACAACGAUAUGAUGCUGCUGGAGACGUUGUUGGCUACCAACGACAGCGCCGACAGUACGCUGGAAUUUCGCGAGAGCGCCGAAGAGGAGCAAGAUGACGAAGACCUGGCGCAUCCCGGCAUCAAUGUGACACCACCGGAACCACCCAAGAGAUUUGACUCCCUUCCCAAGAACGAGUAUGACGUGGCGGAAGGUGUGGAGCAACCCGACAAGGUUCAAGCGUCGGGCAAAAAUCCGGCUCUCUUGCCGAAGCUGGCGCAUUUGGUGACCAAGAAGCAACCCGCUGUUCCUCCCAGGAAGCCUUCCACGAAGGGUCCUGCGCUUCCUAAACCGAAUGCGAUUACGACUGUGACAACGACGACAACGACGCUUGCCAACAACGACGAGGAGAGCGUUACCAGUCCUUCGUCGGGGACGCCGAAACUUGCCGAGGAUCAUCGCAAAGUGAGCGUGAUACAAAAAUUGAAGAAACUAGGACAGGAAUCCACGGUGCACGCCAUCAAGCCCAAUGUGAUCAGUUUCGUUAAGAGUGGUAGUAAACUGUUAUCCAGGACUCGCGAGCACAUCGCCGAGUCCGGCUCGAGGUCGCUACGAAUGGAGAGGCCGAAGGUGAAUGCUCCGCACAAUCCGGUCACACACAGGGGACUAGUGUACAGGCCUGGAAUGGGUAUCGAGAGGGCCAAGGACCUCGUGCCGAGAGCGACAGCGUUGCUCGAUCGGAAAUUAUCGUUCUACGCUGACAAGAGCAUGUCUACGCUGAAAGAGGUCGUGGAAUUAGAGACAAUAUACAGUAUUCAUCUGCUUCAGGAUGUUAAGACCAUGGACGGUGAGACGGUGCAUUGCAUAGCGAUUAGCGGCGCGGGCAGACCGAGCGUGCACAUUUUCUACGCGAAAGGCAUCGCCGAGAGACGAAUCUGGGCUCAGAGAAUCCUCGAGGCGACCACGCCGACCUUCUCCACGAAGUACACCGCCGAAUUCACCAGAGCAGGUUGGGCUUACUUAAAGGAAGGUGUAACAGGUACCUGGUUCCCAGCUUGGCUCCUCUUGCAAGAAAGAACGUUGAUUUACACGAAAUCCUUGGAAUCUACGUUCGCCGUGAACUUUGAACACGUAGACCUGCGGAAAGCGCGCUGCAUCGUGUUGCGAGAUCAAGAAGGGCCGAUCUCCGGAAGCGGAAUUGUUCCAGUGGUGGUUGCAGAUGCCGGGGGUAGCGGCGCCCUGCAUAUUGCCACGUCGGGAACCCACGAGGCGACCGCUUGGCGACACGCUCUUUAUCAAGCGGCCACGAACUGCGGCCCUGCUUUAGACCAACAACAGAUUACGCAGGACAAUGUGCCCGUCAUCUUGGACAAAUGCGUCAACUUCAUCUAUGCCCAUGGUAUGAUGACGGAGGGUAUUUAUCGUCGUAGCGGAUCGAGCAGUGCCGUAGUAAAACUAUUAGAAGCUUUUAGACGAGAUGCAUGGGCCACACAAAUAACGAGGAAUUUGUACACGGAACACGACGUCGCCACGGUUCUUAGAAGAUUUCUUCGGGACUUGCCGGAUCCAUUGUUCCCUUCUAAUAUACACGACCGACUUUGCCUCGCCUCAGAAUCGACCAGCGAGGAAAAUAGAGUGGCGACUUAUCGGAAACUAUUGUCCACCCUGAGUCCCAUAACGUCGGCGACGCUCCGCCGGAUCCUGGCGCAUCUUCACGGCCUCAGUCAGCAGAGCGCCAGGAAUCUGAUGACCGUCGAAAAUCUUUCGGCAAUCUGGGGUCCGACUCUGAUGCACGCCGGAGAGAAUAGCGCCGAGGAGUGGAACCGGGCGGAGAUCAAGGUCAUCGGUGACCUCAUCAAACUGUAUCCGAAACUUUAUCAAUUGUCGUCGGCUGACCUGGCCAAGGAAGCGAAGAUGCUAGAGGUUCUGGAAAAACAUCAUGUGUCCAACAAUGGACCGCGAGGUGCGCCUUCGGGGGAUCUCAAGAUCUGGAUAUACAUCCUGUCGCAGAAUGGAGAGUGUGUGAACGUCACCAUCGGACCUCAGAAGACUGCGUUCGACGUGUGCCGGGAACUCGCCGAGAAAGCCAGCUUGCCGUCUCACGAGCUGUGUCUAGAAGAAUAUACUCUGUCCGGCGCGUUGGAGCGACCGUUGCAUCACAGCGAACGUGUCCUGGAAACAGUGGCAAGAUGGGGAUACUGGGACUCGGAUGACAGGAAGGAUAACGUCCUCGUCCUCAGGAAAGACCGAUUGUACAAGGACAUCGUGCCUCUGGUAAAGCCGCCUAUGACGAUCUCCGGCGAGCUUAAAUUUGCAGACACCAGGACGAAGAACCUGAAGAGUUACCUCUUCGAGUUCAGCCAGGCGAAGCUCUGUUGUUACAAGGAUAAGGUGUGCUCCGUGAAACUUCAUGAGUGGAAGAUAGAAGAUAUUAUUUGGUACUUGGGACACGAGCCUAAACGCAAUCCACAGAUGGGCUGGUCUAUCACGUUUAUCACGAAGAACAAGAAACCAACAAGAUGUAAGGACAGUCCAUAUUUCGGGAAUGUUUUGGCAGGCACGUCCAAAGAUGAACAGUACAGAUGGUUAGCGGCUAUGCUCUUCGGGGAGUACCAAUUAAAUCUCCGAGCUUCCGCGGUGAAUCUUAUGGAUCCAUGACCAAUUAAAGCCGAUUAAGCAACUUAAGUGCCUCCAAAGUGAUUGAUAAGUGAUACUUUCCUAAAUAAAUCGCGUUAUAGACUCUGAACAAAUACGUGCAUAGUGUCAAUUAAAAGAACUGAUUAGCUUAAUAUUUUAUAGUUUACAGUUUUAUAGGUUUUUUCUAAGCAUAAUAUCCUAAGUCUGAUCUCGUCUAACAAGCGCUUAUGUAAAUUGAAUUGUCCCGUUACAAAUUGAUUAGUGCGGCCAAUAGAAACGUCCUCGUAGUUACGAAUCAAUGAUGCUGUGAAAGUCUAUUGUUACAAUUGAGUUGACAAGAAUGAUAAUUAUCGCAUAAAUAUGUGACGAAUUAUGAAAUAACAUGCCAUUUGUAGAAAAAUACAAUUAACGAAAGCUGAAAUAGGCGAUACAAUGUUUUCAAAUUUAUUUUUAACAUAAAUAUGUACAUACACA
Molecule: messenger RNA, 5432 nt
Organism: Temnothorax curvispinosus
Lineage: Eukaryota; Metazoa; Arthropoda; Insecta; Hymenoptera; Formicidae
Gene: RhoGAP15B
Exons: 13
Coding region: 1083-4979 (1298 amino acids)
Biological process (GO): signal transduction; positive regulation of GTPase activity
Molecular function (GO): GTPase activator activity; phosphatidylinositol-3,4,5-trisphosphate binding
Source: RefSeq, a predicted model, not a curated record